This is a messenger RNA of Spodoptera exigua (beet armyworm), 183 nucleotides long. Lineage: Eukaryota; Metazoa; Arthropoda; Insecta; Lepidoptera; Noctuidae. The record is from the annotation of a GenBank genome assembly.
AUGGAUUACCUGACGGUGACUGAUGCUGUGCAGUUCCUCCACCUGUCUCUGACGACGGUGCAGCAGCUCGUGGCCACAGAAGCGCUUUGUUCUCAAAGAGGAAUGAGGUCUCCUGCGGACGAGCUGCGUCACCAGCGCGCUGGAGACAUGCGGAGGCUCGGUCAAACAGCACCAACCCUCUGA